This is a messenger RNA of Cylas formicarius (sweet potato weevil), 1542 nucleotides long. It is a transcript of the gene CkIIalpha, whose product is annotated as casein kinase II subunit alpha. Gene Ontology annotation, molecular function: protein serine/threonine kinase activity; ATP binding. Gene Ontology annotation, cellular component: protein kinase CK2 complex; nucleus; cytosol. The record is from RefSeq and is a predicted model, not a curated record. The coding region runs from base 254 to 1324 and encodes 356 amino acids. Gene Ontology annotation, biological process: protein phosphorylation. NCBI's taxonomy places the organism in Eukaryota, Metazoa, Arthropoda, Insecta, Coleoptera, Brentidae. The transcript is spliced from 5 exons.
UUAGAACAGCUUCGAAUCCAGUGUGUCCGGGCGGCAUGGAAGUUCCUUCCAUCUUGGUUCUUUCAUGAAUCGGUUGUAAGAAGCCGCCGGCCUUGUAGGCACACUGUAGUAUUUAUUUACAAAAAUAAGUUUAGAAUAAAGACUAUGUGUCGGAGAAUCGGAUAUUUUCGUAUUUAAGUUUCUACGGAACAAAUUAGUUGGAACCAGACCCUAUGUUGGACAAUUUGUGAUUAAUAUUUUAAAUUAUAAUAGUAUGGCCCUACCUAGUCGAGCUAGAGUAUAUGCAGAAGUAAAUGCCCACAAACCAAGGGAGUAUUGGGACUACGAAAGUUAUGUCGUAGAUUGGGGACAGCAGGAUGACUACCAACUGGUACGAAAAUUAGGACGUGGAAAAUACAGUGAAGUCUUUGAGGCUAUCAAUGUUAUAAGUGACGAAAAGUGUGUAGUAAAAAUAUUAAAGCCUGUAAAAAAGAAGAAAAUCAAAAGGGAAAUUAAAAUUCUAGAAAAUCUUAGAGGUGGUACAAACAUAAUAACAUUAGAAGCUGUUGUUAAAGAUCCUGUCUCGAGAACACCAGCACUAAUUUUUGAGCAUGUUAAUAAUAUUGAUUUUAAGCAACUUUACCAAACACUAACUGAUUUUGAUAUUCGGUAUUAUUUAUAUGAACUGCUCAAAGCAUUGGAUUAUUGUCACAGUAUGGGCAUAAUGCAUAGAGAUGUAAAACCUCAUAAUGUCAUGAUUGACCAUGAAAAUAGAAAACUACGCUUAAUUGAUUGGGGGUUAGCUGAAUUCUACCACCCAGGCCAAGAGUACAAUGUUAGAGUGGCGUCCCGAUAUUUUAAAGGACCCGAACUGCUUGUAGAUUACCAAAUGUAUGAUUAUUCUUUGGAUAUGUGGUCUUUGGGAUGUAUGUUGGCAUCAAUGAUUUUCCGAAAGGAGCCAUUUUUCCAUGGCCAUGAUAACUAUGACCAAUUAGUGCGCAUAGCCAAAGUUUUAGGUACCGAGGAGCUUUUUGAAUAUCUUGAUAGAUACCAUAUAGACCUAGAUCCACGAUUUAAUGAUAUUUUAGGAAGACAUUCUCGGAAACGGUGGGAGCGAUUCGUACAUAGUGAAAACCAACAUUUAGUCUCACCCGAGGCGUUAGACUUUUUGGACAAAUUAUUACGUUAUGAUCAUUUAGAGCGAUUAACUGCAAGGGAAGCAAUGGAACACGCCUAUUUCUAUCCCGUGGUAAAGGAGCAAUGUAGAAUAAUGUCAACGGUUUCAUCUUCCCCUACUCCCGCUCUCCCAGGCAGCACAAUGUCUGUGGUAGGAGCAGGUGAGUAGCCAAACAGGUAAAGAAAACUUCAUUUACCAAGCCCACCAACAUCCCAUCACUUUGCCAUGUCAUUCGACUUUUUAUUUCCAGUUGUAAAAUAGCAAACAUUAGAUCUUUUUUUUUAAGUAAUAUUGAAACCAAGAUGUAUUUUUCCUUCAAUUUCAAAUGACUUUAUUGUGGAUGUAAUUUUGAAAACUCUUAUCGACUUUGUUACCAAGUUAUUUGA